AUGUUGGUCGUUGAGUGCAGAGGAACGCCCUACGAGAUCGGCCACCAACACGGCUCCGCGGCCAAAUUGGAAGUGGGCCGUUGCAUCGACUUCUAUGGUGCCCUAUUCCAGAAAAAUUGUAAGCAGACGUGGACGCAGGUCCUUGAAACGGCUUCCAGUUUCGAGCAACAUAUCCGCGUUACUUGGCCGGCAUACCAUGAAGAGAUGCGAGGAGUUGCGGAUGGCGCGGGUGUGGAGCUGUUGGAUAUCGUGGCGUUGAAUGUGAGGACUGAGGUUGCGUUCGGGCAAUUUAGUGAUGGAUGUACUAGUCUGGCGUGGCAUACAGAGAAGAGGGUUUUCUUAGGACAGAAUUGGGAUUGGAUGGAUGAGCAAAAGAACAACCUCAUUAUAACCAAGAUCACCCAGUCUGGCAAACCAGCAAUCCAGCAAAUCACCGAAGCCGGCAUCAUUGGAAAGAUUGGAUUCAACUCAUCCGGCGUAGGAACACUACUGAAUGCAAUCAAAGUGAAAGGUGUCGAUCCGAGCAGAAUGCCAGUGCAUCUCGGCCUUCGGAUGGCGCUCGAGAGCAAUUCCGCUAUGGAAGCGGUUCAGAAAUUGGAGAGCUAUGGGAUGGCAUCUUCAGCACAUAUUCUUAUUGCAGACACGACUACCGCUGUUGGCCUUGAGUUUACCAAAUCGACUUUCGCAAGGUGUCUUCCCGACUCAUUGCGCCGGGUUGUGCACGCGAAUCACUUCCUACUCGAGCACCCAGGCGAAGUCGACACUGUGUGGUUAGAGGACUCUCCCGUUAGAGUAAAGACCAUGACAGAGAAUUCAAGUAAGGUUGGAGACGGCCAACGCCAGCCAACAUGGGAGGAGGUAGGCCGACUGUUUGAAGACGAGCAAAACUACCCGACUGCAAUUUGCCGCGCGGAAGAGGCCGGUAGCGGUACCAGAACGCUUUUUAAUAUCCUGACAGACCUGAAGACCAGGACAGCAGUGAUUCGUAAGGGACUGCCAACGAAAGUUGAAGAGACGGUGACGAUGUCGCUGUAG
Molecule: messenger RNA, 1035 nt
Organism: Lindgomyces ingoldianus
Lineage: Eukaryota; Fungi; Ascomycota; Dothideomycetes; Pleosporales; Lindgomycetaceae
Product: peptidase C45 acyl-coenzyme A:6-aminopenicillanic acid acyl-transferas-like protein
Exons: 3
Coding region: 1-1035 (344 amino acids)
Source: RefSeq, a predicted model, not a curated record